Messenger RNA from Cynoglossus semilaevis (tongue sole), 2297 nucleotides. It is a transcript of the gene ch25hl1.2, whose product is annotated as cholesterol 25-hydroxylase like 1, tandem duplicate 2. The transcript has a single exon. Bases 1015 to 1848 code for a protein of 277 amino acids. Gene Ontology annotation, biological process: lipid biosynthetic process. The record is from RefSeq and is a predicted model, not a curated record. Gene Ontology annotation, molecular function: iron ion binding; oxidoreductase activity. Lineage: Eukaryota; Metazoa; Chordata; Actinopteri; Pleuronectiformes; Cynoglossidae.
UAAUAAGUACUCAAGCAACUCGCAAAAUACAAGUUAUACAUUAAAAUCAAUCAAUAAAUAAUAGCGUUAAGGUAAUAAAUAGAACGUUAAUAAAAUAGAUAUAUUAUAAAAUCUGUUCAAUUCAAUGUUUGUUUUUUUAAAAAAUCACUAUUAAAAAGUAAUAAACUUGUAAGUUAUCGUGUAACUUAAUCAAUUAUUUAAUGCUAGGUUUUGUAAUUUGAAGGAAAUAAUUUAACAAUUCACAGAAAAUCACCACACCCGCAGUGGUUUUAUAUUUAACAGAUAUUUUCUGACUUCCUUAUUCGUUUAUUAUCUGUUUGCUGCUCAUUGCAAGUGAUGAUAUAAGUAUCAACAUUUAUGACUGAUUUAAUUGUCAACUGAUACAUAGACUCCAAUUACUAUUGUUAUUGGAAAUGAAAACGCAUCCCAUACUUUUACCUUAUACAGAGAAAACAAUGUUUUCAACCGUUCUGUCGCUCAACCUACCAAACUCAUCAUGACGAGCAUUUGCUGUAGAUUUCCAGCUGAGGGCAGUGUUGAUCAUAUUAAAUAGAGCCGUUGACAACAUUAGUGCUGCAUCAUUCUGGCUAGUCAUACAGUUUUUUCCAUCUCAACACUAAAAGUUAAAAUUGAUAUAUUUUUUGUCAUACCAUAUUGUAAAUAUAUCUCUUUCUUUUGCCCCUUGCUCAUAGUGAUCUUGUAAAAUUCAUACAAUAUGUAUUUUUCUUUAUUCAGCGCUUUUACCACUGAUUUGACAAAAUCACUGCAAUAUGAAUAUGAUUAGAUACCAAAUGUAUCCUUCAUAUCGUUCAUACAUUUGGAUUGGAAGUAUUUCUUUCAAUAAACAAUUCAUCUUGUCUGGAGGGUAUAAAUUAUUUGUUUCACCCAGCUGUCACUUGAUACCAUGUGGCAGGCAAGACACAAGCAAGCACUCAUGGGAUGAGGUCUCUUCAAGCUGAUCGAGGCACACACAAUCGUUACUAAACUUUACUAGCCUUUUGACUCUUAUCCAGCAUGAAUCUUACAGAUGUCACUACAGAUCUGUGGAUUACAUGCCUAGGAAAUGAUUCUUUGCUGCAGCCGGUGUGGGAUAACCUGAGACUUAACUACAGAGACUACUUGAGAUCUCCGCUUUUUCCCGUCGUUCUUACCGUGUCUUCCUACUUUGUUCUGUGCCUUCCCUACCUUGUCUGUGACAUCAUUGGGGACAGAUGGGGAUGGGUCCAGCAGUUCAAGAUCCAACCGAGCCAUCGGCCCACAGCCUCUACUUUGUUGCACUGUGCAGGUGUCACUUUGUACAACCAUGUUUUUCUUGUGCUCCCAGCGUCUGUGGCCCAGUGGGCAUGGAGGCCACCUGUUGACCUUCCGGAGCAGGCUCCAUUUCUGAUGGAACUGAUUGCUGGAGUGAUAGGAAAUCUCCUACUUUUUGAUUUUCAGUACUUUAUCUGGCACGUGCUGCAUCACAAGAUCCGCUGGCUCUAUGUAUCUUUCCAUGCCAUACACCACAAAUAUUCCUGCCCCUUUGCACUUGCAACUCAGUGUCUUAGUGGCUGGGAGCUGGUCACAGUUGGGUUCUGGACCACCCUGAAUCCUGUAAUUCUUCAAUCCCAUCUCCUGACCACCUGGGCCUUCAUGGUGUUUCAUGUCUACGUUUCCAUUGAGGAUCACUGCGGCUAUGAUUUUCCUUGGUCAACAUCUCGUCUCAUUCCAUUUGGCAUUUAUGGAGGACCAAGCGAUCAUGACAUGCAUCACCAGAAACCUAACACCAACUUUGCGCCACACUUCAACCACUGGGACAAAAUAUUUGGCACUUAUGCAGAUGUUUGCAUGCCUAAAAUUAAUAAAUAGAUGUUAGUUUACAGUACAUGCAGACAAUUUGUUGUUGUUUGUGUGUUGUAAUUUAAAGUACCUAAAACUAUUGUGUGGAAGUUUGUAUAAUAACAACCAAUACAUUUCAAUUUCAUAUAACGUCAGACUCUGUCCAUUACAUUGUAUCACUGUAAUGUAAAACAACAUUAAAAAACUAAUACAUAAAAACAACUGUGUCCAGACUUAUUCCAUGAAAAGUGAUCCUCACCUUUAAGCUGGACUGUAAUUACAUUCUUCCUCAUGUAAGUAAUCCCUCCUUUUUCCACUACCUUAUCUAGUCAUGUGACAAUCAGUAUAAACUUACUUCAUAGUAUCUUUUCUUAAGGUUCCUAAAAAAACACACAUGUAUUUUAUAGAUGAUUCAACAACCAAUUCAUAAAUUGCCAGAGCUUUCUGGUUGAAAAAAGAAAAGGAAUAUUUUGCAUAUA